This is a messenger RNA of Nomascus leucogenys (northern white-cheeked gibbon), 3538 nucleotides long. Its product is annotated as schwannomin interacting protein 1. Gene Ontology annotation, cellular component: plasma membrane; cell junction. The record is from RefSeq and is a predicted model, not a curated record. Lineage: Eukaryota; Metazoa; Chordata; Mammalia; Primates; Hylobatidae. Gene Ontology annotation, biological process: positive regulation of hippo signaling.
AGCCAUGAUCAUGCCACUGCACUCUAGCCUGGGCAACAGAGCAAGACCCUGUCUAAAUAAAUAAAUAAAAGCUAUACUUGAUUAUUUUAUUCAGCACAAUUAUUUCUUACAGAGGCGGCCAGUGUGGGAUGGUCUGGCACACUCAUUUAGAGUGUGGGCCACAGAGGCAGAGAGCCCAUGUUCAUCUUCCUUAACCUCACUGAGAUCUUUCAUUUUGCUGUAAAACACAACUGAUAGUAAUAUCUAUUCCAAAAUAUUAUUGAGAGGAUUAAAGACAUAUGUAGGAGGUGCAUAUAAAGUACCUGGCACAUAGCAACCCCUCCCUCAAUAAAGGGUAGCUAUUGUUAUGUUAAUAUAUGCCAGGUAAGAAGAUGCAUGCUUCCUUCAUUUUAACUAACCUCCUUUGGCAGGAUUUGACAUACACAGGGUCCUUCAAACUAGAGCAUACUUUAACCCGAAAGUCUUAGCCUUGGUGAAUUCUCCUGUAUUUUGAGCACUUGCACUGGGCACUGGGAGCAGCAGUCUGUGGCCAGCAUUGCCACAGCCCCAGGAAGCAUUCUGGGCUGCCUGCAUGCAGACAGUGGGACCCCCAUCUGGAGUGAGGGUCCUGGGGUUUGAAGGAGAGUAAGACAAGGGAGAUGUCUUCCAGGGAAAACCCUGCCCAAAUGCAAAUGUGUUUCAUGAGAGACAACUUGUUAUUGUAACAUCUGACAAACAUGCAAUUCAUUAUUUUCGGAACUGAGGUGGGGCAAUGAGAAUGGAGUAAAGGGAAGAUUUCACUUUGGCUCGGGGGCUACAGAGGGAAGUAUUUGCUUUAUAGAAGUAGGGCUAUUAUAAACUACCUUGAGACACAUUUAUGCCACAAAUCUUCUACAAAUUGAAUUUUAAAAAAAUGUGGAGAGAAAUAAGUAGACCCUGAAGGUGAGCGUGUCAGCAGCGGUUCAGAUGCCAAAAGGUUAUCUUGAAUAGCCUUUUUGCUUUUAGAACUCUGUUCUUAACAGUAUUGUGGUUGCACAAGAAUCUAUAUUGGAAAAUUUAUUGACUAAUAUACUUGCUGCUUUUUAUCUAAGCUUGUCAGAGUGUAAGAUGGUGUUGCUAAAUGAAGGCUUGCCCUUUGAAUUCUUUUCUGACCUAUUUCUCCUGCAAACAGUAGCUUUAUUUUUUGGAAAUAAACAGUGGGCAUAAUUUUUAGUUUAUGACAGUAGUAAGCUGAUCCUGAUGAGUGUGUGUUUGUGUGUGCACUUCUGCUUGUCUGCAUCUUGCACCAAAACAUCCUCCAGCUGUGGGCCUUUUCCCUCUCUUUAGUAAAGCCUGUAAACAAAACCAGAAGCCAUGGGAAAAGUGUAAAGAGAGCAGCAGAAAAGAACGUUUGCUUUUGUGAAAAAGCCCGCCACUGCUUGAAUUUUAAAGAAAAGUUGAUGGAUCUUUUUCUGUUGCCUAUAUUAAUAGAACAAAGCACUGCUCCCAGGGCAGAAGGGUCCUUCUCUGUGUUGGAAGUGAAUUUCAGUCUCGUCCUGGAGCUCCUACCAGAUGAGACUUUUACAUGUGAUUUUAAGAAAUGAUCAGUUUAGGGGGGAAAAAAGCAAACAUCUGUGUUACAGGUCAGCCUUUAAAUUAUACUGUUUUAGUUUUGUCAUGGGAUACCCAGCUUUUAACUCAGUAGUGAAGUCGGCUGGGCUGGAAGUUUUCACAUCUAUUUUUAUCCCACAUAAUCUACCCCUGGUUCAGAUUGCUAGUUUCCUCACAGAGCUCCAGUCCACACUCGGCCGUGAACCGGGAGUUGAAUCAGCUGGCUGAAGCUGAGUGCCUCUCUUUUCCUUUCUUGGGAACAGGAAAGGUGCUGUGGAGAGGAAUUGGGGCGGGAUCAUUCAGGGGAAGGUGACAGCAGAUGGUGGGAAGGCCAGAGUCAGCAAGCCAAGUGUCGGGGGCAGAGUGAGACUCAGAGAACAGCAGCUGCCCAGUGCCAGAGCAAGGAAAGGGCAGGGAGGCUGGGCGGGGCAGUGUCUGUGGGACAGAAGGGGGCAAGAACACACACAGCCAGGCACAGCCUCUUAGCCAGCUCUCCAUGUCAGCAUGAGCAGUAACCAGGGAACUGGGCCGUUGGCACAUCAGCCUAUCAGAAUUCAUGGGAGGUUAUUUCUUAAGUGAAAUUCUAAAGAGUUAAAGGAUGAAUUUGGACAGUGAUGGAAUGGAUGACAUCAUCAGUCAAGAAUCCUCAUUGGAUAUGGAGGGGAAUUAUAAAAAGGCACAGAAAAAUGAGAGAGAGUCUAUCAGACAGAAGUUGGCACUUGGAAGCUUCUUUGAUGAUGGCCCAGGAAUUUAUACCAGCUGUAGCAAAAGUGGGAAGCCAAGCCUUUCCUCCCGACUGCAGAGUGGGAUGAACUUGCAGAUAUGCUUUGUCAACGACAGUGGCAGUGAUAAGGACAGUGAUGCUGAUGACAGUAAGACUGAAACCAGCUUGGACACCCCCUUGUCUCCCAUGAGCAAACAGAGUUCUUCCUAUUCUGAUAGAGACACUACUGAAGAGGAGUCUGAAUCCUUGGAUGACAUGGACUUCCUUACAAGGCAAAAGAAAUUGCAAGCUGAAGCCAAAAUGGCUCUUGCCAUGGCCAAACCAAUGGCCAAAAUGCAAGUAGAAGUGGAGAAACAGAACAGGAAAAAGUCUCCCGUCGCUGAUCUUCUGCCACACAUGCCUCAUAUAAGUGAAUGCUUGAUGAAAAGAAGUUUAAAACCCACCGACCUGAGAGACAUGACUAUUGGGCAGCUACAAGUGAUAGUCAAUGAUCUCCAUUCCCAGAUAGAAAGCUUGAAUGAAGAGUUGGUCCAGCUGCUUCUCAUCCGAGAUGAGCUGCACACAGAGCAGGAUGCCAUGCUGGUGGACAUCGAAGACUUGACCAGACAUGCUGAAAGUCAGCAGAAGCACAUGGCAGAGAAAAUGCCUGCAAAGUGAAAAGAAGCCAUUCAACCAGAGAACAAGCUAGAAUUUAUUUUGCUUCUGUGGUUGUAAAAAUGCUGUUGCUAAAGGUGGCGCAGAAACAAAUAUCAGUGUUAGUCAUUGAUAAUGUCUGAAGCUUAAUGUCCAGUGAUUGGCCUUUGCUUCUUAAUUUAUUUUAAUUUUUUACUUGUGCCACUUAAUAUCAGGCAUUUUAAUAAAAUAUUGUUACAAAAAAUGUACAGUACUGACACCACCACAAAUCAUGGUUAAUAAAAGAGAGUAGUUUUAACUUUAUUUUUAUUUGUUUAGAGAUUUUAAGUUGGAACAGUAUUUUCCCAUUGACUACUUUUCAUUCUUCACUGUAGUUUUAAAGAAGAACUGUAAAUGACGGUGCUAUACAAGUCAAAAAAUACAUGCCUGCCUCGUAGUGAAGUUGUAGCUCUCCGUAAUAUGUAUAUUUUACUCAGUUUUCAACAUUUUGUGAAUGUUGACUACCUGAAGUUCCUUUUUAGAUGUGCUAUUAACAUUCUGUUGGAUUCAGAGGGUUCCUUGAAAGUUUUAUGUAUAAAUAUGUAAAAUAAAAAUUAAAACUUUGUUUCAUAU